Chelmon rostratus (copperband butterflyfish) is the source of this 1057-nucleotide messenger RNA. It is a transcript of the gene asb13a.2, whose product is annotated as ankyrin repeat and SOCS box containing 13a, tandem duplicate 2. Gene Ontology annotation, molecular function: protein binding. The transcript is spliced from 5 exons. The record is from RefSeq and is a predicted model, not a curated record. NCBI's taxonomy places the organism in Eukaryota, Metazoa, Chordata, Actinopteri, Chaetodontiformes, Chaetodontidae. Gene Ontology annotation, biological process: intracellular signal transduction; protein ubiquitination; positive regulation of protein catabolic process. Bases 145 to 990 code for a protein of 281 amino acids.
UGGAAACGACUUUGGCCCUUCCUGUACAGGACAUUUGUCUUGUUUGUGCCGUCCAGUUUGUUUGCUGCCUAAAGUAGCUUAAAUUCAACAAGACAAUCACACCAUACUAGAAGAACAAUAGGUGAUGAUACUGAGUUGUUACCCAUGUCUGCAUGUACAGUGUGUUCUGCUGUGACUUGUUCCCCUGCAGGCUGCUGGUCAGAGAGAACAGAGGUGCACAAGGCAGCGUCCCUCGGCCAGGCCUCCCAGCUGCAGCACCUCAUCCAGACCGGAGCCUCAGUCAACGUCGUGGCCGUAGACUCCAUCACGCCGCUGCAUGAGGCCUGCCUCCGCGGACAGGCCCAGUGUGUUCGGCUGCUGCUGGACGCUGGAGCCCAGGUUGAUGCGAGGAACGUAGAUGGGAGCACCCCGCUUUGUGAUGCCUGUUCGGCUGGCAGUCUGGAGUGUGUGAAGCUCUUGCUGGAGCGCGGCGCCAAGGCCAACCCUGCCCUCACCUCCCGCACGGCCUCGCCCCUUCACGAGGCCUGCGUGGGAGGUAACUCAGACUGUGUGAAGCUCCUGAUUGCCACGGAUGCUUGUCUGGAGGCGUACGACCUUUACUACGGGACCCCGCUGCAUGUGGCUUGUGCUAACGAACACACAGACUGUGUUAAAGUGCUGCUCAAUGCAGGUGCUAAAGUGAAUGCUGCCCGGCUACAUGAGACUCCGCUGCACCACGCUGCUAAAAACAUGCAGGUUGAGAUGAUAGAGAUACUGGUGGAGUUCGGUGCCAACGUCUACGCCAGAGAUCAGCACAACCGGAAACCUGUUGACUACACCACGCCAGGCUCUCCCUCUGCAGCCUGCCUACAGUUUUAUGAGACCACCCCCAUGAGUCUGCAGCAGCUCAGCAGGCUGGCGGUGAGGAAGAAGCUGGGAACCAGAGCUCUGAAGGUCGUGGGUCAGCUGCACAUACCAAAACUCCUCAUCAGCUACCUCCGCUAUCAGUAGCCAUAUUUUUAUGCACCUUUUGAAAAAAAAAAAAAAAAACAUCCUCAUUUUCACAAAGAAGUUUUUA